AUGCCCGCUGCUGCCAUGACCAUGGCCUCCGCCGCCUCAUCCCCCGCCGUCCGCAAGUCGGGCUCCGCACCCGAAAAGAAGUACAAAUGCCAGUUCUGCAACCGCGCCUUCAGCCGGAGCGAGCACCGCAGUCGCCAUGAAAGAUCGCACACGAAGGAACGCCCUUUCAAAUGCCACAAAUGCCGAAGCACCUUCGUUCGUCGCGACCUCCUAUUGCGCCACGAUCGCACCGUCCACGCAAAAGAUGGUGGCGUUCCACUGACCAGCGAGGUCAAACGCCGCACCAACAACAAGACGCAAGAAGAGAAUGUCGCACCAGGCCCGUCCAAAGGAGUCAUGGCUCACGACUCGGCAACUACUCUGGAGCAGAUCGAGGCCAGCAGUGAAGAGAUGGUAGACAUAGAAGCGGCGGCCAUGCUAAUGACCGACUUCCGCCAUAAGGCCAUGGCUAGCCAGGAGCCUGAGAUGUCUACUGAAGCCCCAAACGCCGUCAUCUCGCCCACUGGACCUCCAAUGAUGGAGCCUGUUGUUACUUAUCCUGCCCCGGGCUCCAUGUCGUUGCCGCAAAUGCCUUGGGGAGACUCCAUGGUGCCCGAGUCUAGGACACACGGCGCUCAAGACACGCAUCCCGCUUUCAAUAGCGCCAGCGCUCUUAGCUCGCAUCCUCACCAACUGCCGCCGCUGAUGGAACGCCAGAUGUCAAACUCCAGUAUUCCGCCUACCUUCCAGCCUAUGAGCAGCUCUGCCGCUGCCGCCGGUCUAGGGACGCCAGGUGCUCUCUCGCCCUAUCCGGGUAUGCUCGGCCCGGUGUCACCUGUCGAUUACCGCAGGUCUCCAGGUCCUAGCCAGGCACUUAUGGUCGCGCGAGCGCCUCAAGUGGAAAACGACGAACAAUGCGCCAAGAUCAUUGAGAACAUUAGGCAAUACGACAGCGAGAACGCCCUGUUGGAGACUUUCCAUCUACCAAGUCUGAACACCGUUAACAGGUUGCUCAAAACGUACUUCGACCUCUUCCAUCAUCAUCUACCAUUUCUGCACCCAGCCACGUUCCGACCAACGGAAGUUUCAGCUCCGCUACUCCUUGCUGUGCUUUCAAUUGGUGCACUCUAUAUCUUCGACCAAGAUCAGGCGUACAUGCUUCACAUCGGCUCUAAAGUUCUCGUAAACCAGUUCUUACAGAACAAAGAGAACUUCAGCUCUCGCAAGUGCCCACUAUGGACAAUGCAAAGUACUUUACUCAACAUGAUAUUCGCAAGCUGGAGCGGUGACCCGAAGGGUCUUGAGUGGGCUUGCUCUAUCAAGAGCCUUUUGGCUAAUAUGGUAGCCGGAAAUCGCUAUGAACUCAAGCUUCGCUCAGAGGCUCGGGAGAAUGCGCAACCGAGUCACGAAGAGUGGACUGUAGACGAGCAGUGUCGCCGUACUUACUACGCGGUGUACAUCUUUUUCGGCCUGAUGACCUUGACCUACAACCACACACCUGCCAUGGGCUUCAACGAGUUUGACACACUUGAGCUCCCGUCAUCUGAAUCUCUUUGGACAAUGGAGGUAUCUGAUGAGGAGUCGUGGCGCGAGAGCGUUUCCGCCUCCAAGAUCAUUACCUUCCGCCAGGCCCAUGACAAUCUCUUCCAAGGGGAACCAGCUCAGUACAGCGCUUUUGCUACCCGUGUCAUGAUCAACGCGUUGUUCUUGGAAGUAUGGUACCACAAGCGUAGCCCUGAGGCUUUGCAGGACGUCGUGACUGAGUACAAGCUGAGGCUUGCAUUGGAGACCUGGGAGAAGUCUCUCGAACUUUGCGAACCUGAGACUGUCGUGGUCCAGCUGAGUGCGCCCCACAAAGGUCAUCCACUGAUCUUCAACGCCAUGGCCAUGUAUAGGAACACCCGAACAAGGCUUGUGGUAGACCUGAAGUCUGUUCAGGAAGCUUUACGCUACCAUGACUCCUACGAGGUUGCUGCAGCUAUGACGAAUGCACGGGAUAAGGUGCAGCGAUCUGAGGAGAUGAUCAAGGUCAUUCAAGAGUGCUUUGACUGCAUCGAAGUUGCAGCUGUUCAAGGGAUCCGGUGGGUGGCACGUACUUCAGCCACCAACUGGAGCAUCGAACACCCUCUGACUGGUAUGGAUCUUAUGGUCAUCCUUACGCUUUGGUUGUACCGCCUGGAACACGAUGAGGAGCCCGCCACCGAGGAAGAAUUAGCCAUGUACAACAAGCUUCGGAAUCUGUUCGAUGACGACUCUGUCGAUGUGUAUGGGGCCAAGCUUAGCUCUACUGUGGCUCGCCUUUGGGGCAGCAUGAUUGAUGAGGUGGUCGUUUGGGGUAUCACCAAGCUGAUGGGUGAAGCCUUCAAACUCCACUCUCAGGCUCUUGUGGGCUACGAAGACGCCAUGUCUGAACGCUCAGGCUCCGCGACGCCCUCAAUGGCUGCGGGCGGUGUUCAAGUUCUCGAAAUGCAAAUGGCUUACUAG
Molecule: messenger RNA, 2463 nt
Organism: Didymosphaeria variabile
Lineage: Eukaryota; Fungi; Ascomycota; Dothideomycetes; Pleosporales; Didymosphaeriaceae
Exons: 3
Coding region: 1-2463 (820 amino acids)
Biological process (GO): DNA-templated transcription; regulation of transcription by RNA polymerase II
Cellular component (GO): chromatin
Molecular function (GO): zinc ion binding; RNA polymerase II cis-regulatory region sequence-specific DNA binding; DNA-binding transcription factor activity, RNA polymerase II-specific
Source: RefSeq, a predicted model, not a curated record